AUGUUCGAUCAGAUUCAUCAUGACGAUCAUUUAUAUGUACCAUCGAACUAUUGCUUUACAACAACUGAAAAGAAAAAUAUUCGUCGAGCAAUAAUCGUUUAUUUUCCAGUUGAACGUUCAACAGUUUAUAUAUCAGAAUUAAAAUGGUUAUAUCUUUCAUGGAUUGAAACAAUUCAAAAGCAACCUUUCGACUGGCAAACUGAUUUGCUCAUAUACUCUUUACCUUCAUUAUUACUAGAUGAAUUGGGUUGCUUUGAGAAUAAUAAUAAUAAAUUAUCAAAAAAUAAUUGUUUUAGAAUCAAUUACAAUUCGUUAUGGGUUACGACAAAACAUAGUAACGAAUUAUUAAGAUUAAUUCAAAUUCAUGUACCAACAUGGUGUCGUCAUCUUGAUUCACUAGGAAUUAUAUUUGAAAAUUCAGAUUUUCUAAAUCAAUAUGAUUAUGUUUUGCGAACAGAUUUAGAUGUUUUUCUGACACCAAAAUUUGCUCAUUAUAUUCCAUUUGAUUGUUCAUUUCAAAUAGGUCUCGGUGGUUACAGUCUCGAUUAUACAUUAAAUAAACUUUCUCGUAUAGCUAAAACAUUGAAUCUAUUAAAUGCUAAUUUAACACAUGUUGGAUCAACAUGGUAUGGACCACCAAAACAAAUUAUUUUAGUCGCACGUUUAGCACUUUGGUUAAGUGUAUGGUUAAGUCAAAAUGAAUUUAAUCUAGUUGAAAAAGAUCAUAGAUUAUCAAUAUUAUCAUGGCCACAAUGGUAUAUUGGAGUUAUUUCAAUGUAUGCCAGCCAUUUAGCAAUAAAUCAUUUUGCUAGACUCGGACGAAUCAAAUUAAUACAAAAACCAUAUUUGAUUGAUUAUAGUUGUACAACAAAUGUGUCAUUUCAUGAGAUAGAAAUUAUACAUAUUCAUGCUUGGCAUACGAGUCAAAUGUUUUCAAAGUUCUUUUUUAAAAAUGGUUCAUAUGAUGGAAUACUGAGUAUGAAAACUCAAUGGAAUACAAAUUAUUCAUUGGAUUUUAUACUUCGAAUAGCAUGGCAAUCAAAGAAAAUGACAACAAAAGAGUUGUACCAACUUAAAUCGCAUGUAUAA
Rotaria socialis is the source of this 1089-nucleotide messenger RNA. The record is from the annotation of a GenBank genome assembly. Lineage: Eukaryota; Metazoa; Rotifera; Eurotatoria; Philodinida; Philodinidae.